Erigeron canadensis is the source of this 1105-nucleotide messenger RNA. RefSeq lists its product as uncharacterized. The record is from RefSeq and is a predicted model, not a curated record. The transcript is spliced from 6 exons. NCBI's taxonomy places the organism in Eukaryota, Viridiplantae, Streptophyta, Magnoliopsida, Asterales, Asteraceae. The coding region runs from base 41 to 952 and encodes 303 amino acids.
AACUCCACACACACAUACAUAGUAGUAAUAAAACAAGGGAAUGGCGGAAAUCAAUGGAUAUACAUCGUUAAUAAUAGGUAUAAUAAUAAUAAUAGUGUGUUCGUCAUCAUCAUAUAUGCAGAUAGCGGAUUGUUUAAAAAAAGAAGGUGGAGUAGCUAGAAAAGAAGACAUCCCGUUUAUUAAAUGUCAAGUUUGUGAGAUACUUUCCAAGGAAUUGUAUCAUCAAGUUCUCCAUAAACAAACCAAUAUCUCUCCCAAGAAGGUAUCGGAGUAUGAUGUGAUUGAGAUUGCCGAGAAUGUAUGCAAUUUGAAGAAGCAAGAAGCUGAUUGGAUCCUUAAGAUUGAUGUCGUAGAGAACGGGGAUAGAUUGGAGUUAGUUGAACAAGAAUCUGAAGGACAAUGUGGCUCGGAAUGCAAAACCAUCGAACGAGCUUGUCAACAGGUUUUAGGAGACUAUGACACGGACGUGGCUGAGUAUAUUUACAAAAAGAAGCCUCAGUUGAGCUCAUUGGUUAAUUUCAUGUGCAAAGAUCUUACCGGAGCAUGUAGUACUAAGCCACCACCAGUUCCUAAGGGUAGGGAGCCAGGGGAGGCUUUUGUCCCAAAGUCAGCAAAAGAAGCUGAAGUGGAAAAGAUGUUAAAAUCAAUGGAGGGCAUGCCCGGAGCACCUGGCAUGAAAAUGUAUUCAAGGGAAGAACUGAUGAGUGGAAAAGGCAUGGACGAUGAAGACGAAGAUGAAGAUGAUGAACCAUCAAUCCCUUCAAAUUUGGGAAAAAUAUUGAGGGAAAAGGAAAGCAGCAAGAAGAAUGUGGGCUGGAAGGAAAAGAUAACAAAAGGGAUAAAAGAUGUUGGUGAAGCAACAAGGAAACAUGCAACAAAAAUGUCUUAUAAGUUACAAAAUUGGUGGAAAGCAAAGAAGGCAAGCUUCACGCAGCAGAAAGUUGAACUUUAGGGCCUAUGCUCUGGUUUUUCAACAGAAAUUUUGUAAUCUAAUUUUUCUUUUCUUUUGGGAGUUGACUUGUAUAAUUUUACAUUUUCUUUAAAAGACACAAUAGGUUAUGAACUAUGCUUUUAUGAGUAUAUUUAACAAUAACAGUUUACAUCA